AUGCCUACGUCAGCCAACAUAAGCGGAUCCCUUGUAUCCCAAACUGCUAACAAACAGUCAACCAAAAUCACACCGAGUCACAGCAGGGGAGUCUCUGUAGAUUCUUCACAGGACGGCGAUGAUGACGGAUCACUAAGAAAGAACCACAGCUACAAACGCGCCGAAGAACCGCCGCGCAACGAAGACGGCAAGAUGGUGUGCAAGUAUCAAGGAUGUCGUGGUACAUCUUUCGACCGAAAAUGCGACUGGAGCAAGCACAUGGACAAGCAUGAUCGUCCUUACAAGUGCAACGUGAAAGGAUGCGAAAAGCUUCAAGGCUUUACUUACAGCGGUGGCCUUCUCCGUCACGAGCGUGAAGUUCACAAGAUGCAUGGUGGCCCCAAGAAAUCACUCUUCUGCCCGUUCCACGACUGCAAACGCAGCUCGGGCGCCGGCUUCACACGCAAGGAGAAUCUGGCGGAGCAUGUCCGCCGCGCACACCGGAGAACAUCAAUGUCUGCAGAUACGCAUGGUUUGAUCAUCCGCCGCGACGUGCCCAGGCGCGAGAUGGAAGAUUCGCCCACCGCUAAGUCACGCUCCUCAGAGUCACCCUACAAUGACCUCGACGAGGACGGCAUUGAGGAGGACCUAAGUCUGAAGCGCAAGCGAGUAGGAUCGGACUCUGGUGUUUCAGAUUGUGGAAACGACGAGAUGCGCUCUGAGAUCAAGCGUCUUCGACAAGAGAAUGAGGAGAAGGACUCACGACUACGGCAGCUAGAGCAGGCUGUCAUGGUUUUACAGCAGCGUCAUAAAUAA
This is a messenger RNA of Alternaria atra, 795 nucleotides long. RefSeq lists its product as uncharacterized. Gene Ontology annotation, cellular component: nucleus. The transcript is spliced from 2 exons. The record is from RefSeq and is a predicted model, not a curated record. Bases 1 to 795 code for a protein of 264 amino acids. Gene Ontology annotation, biological process: regulation of transcription by RNA polymerase II. Lineage: Eukaryota; Fungi; Ascomycota; Dothideomycetes; Pleosporales; Pleosporaceae.